Messenger RNA from Nerophis ophidion (straightnose pipefish), 8050 nucleotides. RefSeq names its product high affinity choline transporter 1-like. Gene Ontology annotation, molecular function: choline:sodium symporter activity. Lineage: Eukaryota; Metazoa; Chordata; Actinopteri; Syngnathiformes; Syngnathidae. The record is from RefSeq and is a predicted model, not a curated record. Bases 178 to 1821 code for a protein of 547 amino acids. Gene Ontology annotation, cellular component: plasma membrane. The transcript is spliced from 9 exons. Gene Ontology annotation, biological process: transmembrane transport; choline transport; acetylcholine biosynthetic process.
AAAUUUCCACUCGCCCUGACGGCGUUUGAACGCAACGCGGGGCGCCAGGCCAAACAAUAGCGAGAAGACGCGCUCGUGCACAGCCGCUCUGGAAGCGGCAGAUGUGAAGAGGAGGCACAAGAGUAGGAAGCAGCGACCAUUCCCACUUCGAACCGAGAGUAUUCUUGCUCGGCAAGCAUGGCAGUGAAUGUCGCUGGACUCGUGGCUGUGGCUGCCUUUUAUGUUGUUGUCCUGCUCACUGGCAUCUUGGCAUCGCGCAAGUCUAAGAAAGUGGAGAAGAAAUGCAUUGGCAAAAAGAGCGAAGUCUCCAUUGUUGGAGGCCGCAACAUCAACGUCCUAAUAGGAGUUUUUACCAUGACAGCAACGUGGGUUGGUGGAGGUUAUAUUAUGGGGACUUCAGAGGCUGUUUAUACUCCCUCUCAAGGUGUUGUCUGGGCUUUUGGGCCUCUGGCAUAUCUUUUGAAUUUUGUUUUAGGAGGAUUAUUUCUGGCCAAACCAAUGAGGUCAAAAUGCUACGUGACCAUGUUGGACCCGUUCCAGCACCGCUAUGGCCAAAUGUUCACGACAGCAAUCUUAAUUCCUGCUUUGAUCAGUGAUAUUUUGUGGGUUGCCUGCACCCUCGCUGCUCUAGGCGGGACGAUGAGCAUCAUCCUAGAACUACCAUUUGUGAUCUCCAUCGUCAUCUCAGCGGCCGUCUCCAUCGUCUACACUUUUCUAGGCGGCCUCUAUGCAGUGGCAUACACCGAUAUCAUCCAGCUAGCCUUCAUAUUUGUCAGUCUGUGGCUGUGUAUUCCCUUUAUUAUUAUCAGCCCGGCGGUUAGUGGCGCCUUACAGGCAGCGCAUUUCAACCAAUCAAGUGUGCACUCAUGGGUCGGGACGGUGCAGCUCCAGGACGCAGGGAAAUGGACGGAUAGUUUCCUGUUGUUGACCUUAGGAGGACUGGCAUACCAAUCUCUACACCAGAGGAUCCUUGCUGCGGCCUCCUCGUCCAAGGCUCAGAUUACCUGCUUUGCUGCUGCUAUCUUCACUUUCAUUAUGGGAAUCCCCUCAGUGAUCAUUGGCGCAGUGGCUGCUUCAGCAGACUGGAACCAGACAGAAUAUGGUCUACCCCCACCUUAUGAACGCGGGGAGGCCGGGAUUGUUCUGCCGCUGGUCCUGUCCUACAUCGCCCCCAGCUGGGUGUCAGUGUUAGGCAUUGGUUCUAUAGCGGCAGCAGUUAUGUCCUCCAUGGACUCCACAUUGCUGUCAUCAGCAUCCAUGUUCACACAAAACAUAUACAAGACGACUUUGAGAAAGCAGGCCUCGGACAAGGAGCUGCUGUGGGUGGUCCGCGUUAGCGUGGUGCUGGUGGGCGUGGCCGGAACCAGCCUGGCUUUCAAGAAGAACAGCGUGCUGGCGCUCUGGCUGUUGGCGGCGGAUCUCCUCUACUGCAUCGUGAGCCCGCAGCUCUUCUGCGUGGUGCACCUCCGCUCCGCCAACAGCUACGGCGCCAUCUUCGCCUACACGGCGGCGCUGCUGCUGCGCGUGCUGAGCGGCGAGCCGGCCAUCGGCCUGCCGCCCCUCAUCCUCUACCCGGGCUGGAGGGAAGAGCGGGGCGUGGUCAACCAGUAUUUCCCCUUCAGGACUCUGAUUGCACUCAUCUCUCUGGUGACUCUGCCCCUCGUGUCCUGGCUGGUCCAGCUGGCCUUCACGCGGCAGCUGCUUCCGCAGUCCUGGGACAUCUUGGGCGUGUGUCAGCAGCAAACGGAGGCGGUGGAAGAGGAAAUUCCCAUCCAACUAUCCAAUGAGGAAAAGAAGUGUAUCCAUAAUACAGCAUUAUAGAUCUCUGCCAAACCUCCUUUUAUGCAUACAGUGUUUACGCACUCUCACAUCUUUUCUAUAACACAACAAUUAGUUAAAAUGGCCACCCCAAAAAAGAAGGAGGCUGUCAAACACAAAUGAGUAAAAGACCCGAAAGGCUGCACUCACCUAAAAACAGGCCGUAUUUUCCCGACUAUAAGCCGCCAGAAGUGGGACUCUUUGGACAAUUCACGAUUCAAUUAAAAUGGACAAUACAGUACAGGACAAAAGUUUGGACACACCUUUUCACUCCACACGUUUUCUUUAUUUUCAUGACUCUUUACAUUGUAGAUUGUCAUUGAAGGCAUCACAACUAUGAAUGAAUGGAGUUAUACACUUAACAAAAAAAGGGGAAAUAACUGAAAACAUGUUUUAUAUUCUAAUUUGUUCAAAAUAGCCGCCCUUUGCUCUGAUUACUGCUUUUGCACACUCUUGGCAUUCUCUCGAUGAGCUUCAAGCACACCUGUGAAGUUAAAACCAUUUGACGUGACUACCUCUUGACAUUGUAGACUUUCCAUCCAUCCGUCCAUUUUCUACCGCUUAUUCCCUUCGGGGUCGCGGGGGGCGCUGGAGCCUAUCUCACCUACAUUCGGGUGGAAGGCGGGUUACACCCUGGACAAGUCUCCCCCUCAUCGCAGGGCAUUGUAGAUUUUCACUGAACUAUGACAUUUGACAAGUAAAAACCCUUUCAGGCGACUACCUCUUGAAGCUCAUGGAGAGAAUGUCAAGAGUGUGCAAAGCAAUAAUCAGAGCAAAGGGUGGCUAUUUAAAAAAUUAUAUAUAUAGAGUAUAUAUAUGGAAUAUAUAUAUAUAUAUAUAUAUAUAUAUAUGUAUACCCUCUCAUAUGUAUACCCAGGGGGUGAUCAAGGGGAUGGGUCAAAUGCAGAGGACAAAUUUCACCACACGUAGUGUGUGUGUGACAAUCAUUGGUACUUUAACUUUAACUUAAUAUGUAUAUGUGUGUGUGAGUGUGUGUGUGUUUGUGUGUGUGUGUGUGUGUGUAUAUAUAUGUAUAUAUAUAUAUAUAUAUAUAUAUAUAUAUGUAUGUAUAAACUGUUUUUAAGUUAAUUCACCUUUUUUUAAGUACAUAGCUCCACAUGUGUUCAUUCAUAGUUGUGAUGCCUUCAGUGACAAUCUACAAUGUAAAUAGUCAUGAAAAUAAAGAAAACGCAUGGAGAAGGUGUGUCUAAAAUGUUUCUUUUUAAUUAAAUGUCAAUAAAAAUACCAUCUAAUCAAAAUUUGUAGAACGGUCUCUUCAGCUGCAGAAACUCGCCGUUUUUUCUUGCCUAAACGCCGCACUGAAUUGCAUAAUAUGAUUAGCAGCAAAGUAGAAAGUCGUCAACGAUGUGUUUUUUCGGUGCCCCAAAAUAAAUACAAAAAAAAAGUAUCGACCAUGUUUUGAGAGCACCAAAACAAGCUCGCUAUUUAGCUAACCAUCUAGCUCAGGAGUCUCGGACACACGGCCUGCAAGAUGUUAUUUCGCGGCUCGCACCCUGCUAUGAAAAUUUUAUGUUAGUGCGGCCCGUGAGUUUUAUAUGAACGCCGCUUGACAGCGUGAUAAUUAGCUACCCUCACGACUUUUCAGGGAUUCAUCCAAUUGUCAGGUCAGCCGUUUUUUGCCUAAACUAAAAUGUUCAGGGGGGGAAAUAAUGGCACUGCCUUUAGAGUCCUCUAAACACUGUUCAAACAGUGUGCUGACUCACUCAAAUGUUAUAUCUAGGUUUUGAACGAAAUGAAAGUGACUGCAAGACAUACUUGGUCAACAGCCAUACAGGUCAAACUGAGGGUGGCUGUAUAAAAAACUUUAACACUGUUACAAAUGCGCCACACUGUGAACCAACACCAAACAAGAAUAACAAACACCUUUCGGGAGAACAUCCGCACCGUAACACAACAUAAACACAACAUAACAAAUACCCAGACCCCCUUGCAGCACUAACACUUCCGGGCUGCAAUAUACACCCCCGCUAAUACCAAACCCCGCCCACCAACCCUGCCCCCUUCCCCCCCACAUUAAACCCCUCCCCUUCCGUGCGUCGGUUGAGGGGGUGUAUAUUGUAGCAUCCGGGAAAAGUUAGGGCUGCAAGGUGUUCUGGGUAUUUGUUGUGUUGUGUUACGAUGCGAAUGUUCUGCCGAAAUGUGUUUGUCAUUCUUGUUUGGUGUGGGUUCACCGUGUGGUUCAUAUUUGUAAAAGUGAUAAAGUUGUUAAUACUGCCACCCUCAAUGUGACCUGUAUGGCUGUUGACCAAGUAUGCCUUGCAGUCGCCCAAGUGUGUCCGUAGAAGUCUAUAACUACAUGAGGCUGGGCCGGCACGCUGUCUGUAUGAUGAAAAUGCGGACGCGAUGACAUGUUAUAGAUGACGUUAAAAGCGGUGCUAUCACGGCACGGACUUAAUAUUGUUGGACGGGUGAAAUCGGGAGAAAGGUUUCCCCGGGGGAAGGUCGGAAGGUGUACUGAGGUUUGGGAGUGUCCCGGAAAAAUCGGGAGGGUUGGCAAGUUAAAGUUAAGUUAAAGUACCAAUGAUUGUCACAUACACACUAGGUGUGGUGAAAUUUGACCCAUCCCCUUGAUCACCCCCUUGGAAGUGAGGGGAGCAGUGGGCAGCCGCAGUGCCGCGCCCGGGAAUCAUUUAUGGUGAUUUAACCCCCAAUUCCAACCCUUGAUGCUGAGUGCCAAACAGGCAGGCAAGGGGUCCCAUGUUUUAUAGUCUUUGGGGUUUGAACUCCCAACCUACCGACUUCAGGGCGGACACUCUACCCCAGGGGUAGGGAACCUAUGGCUCGCGAGCCAGAUGUGGCUCUUUUGAUGACUGCAUCUGGCUCUCGGAUAAAUCUGAGCUGACAUUGCUUAACACGAUAAGUAAUGAAUAAUUCCACUUGUAAUCACAGUGUUAAAAAUAACGUUCAAAAUAUAAAACACUCUAGUGCUUUUUUAUGUUCAAGCAGUUGCAUUAAUGGUAAGAAGUAAUUUAUUUAUUAUUGGUUAGUGUGGGGCUUGCCCUCCUGAGGGUUCUUCAGACCACCAAGAGUUGACAUGAGAGCCUGUUUCAGGGUUACACUAUUGUUUAAUUUUUUAAAAAGUCUCUCAGUUGCUUUCCAGCAAUUGUAUUUUUCUAUUUUGUUCUCGCUUGCGCUCUGGCUCCAGCCCCAACCCCGUCUCUCCUCCUGGCUGCUGCUUAUAACAGAGUGACAGGUGAUUAGAUAACAAGGCCCAAGUGGGCCUUUUUCGCACCUGUUGCUGAUUUUGAGGCCGUUCCUGGCACACCCCGCUUCGCUGCAGGCCUGCAGGCCACGCCCUCCAUCACAAAUCACUUCAGAAUAGCAAUGUUAUUACAAAGAAUAAGAGACUUAUUGUACUCUAGAAAUGUUGGUCUUACUUAAAAUUCACACUUUUACUUGUGUUCAGUUUUAAAAAAAUAUUUUAUGGCUCUUACGUAAAUACAUUUUGAAAUAUUUGACUUCUUGGCUCUCUCAGCCAAAAAGGUUCCCGACCCCUGCUCUACCCACUAGGCCACUGAGUAUGUUGCUAGGGUGGGAAAGCCAUUCAAAGAAGGUGAAUUUAUUAUAAAGUGCAUGUUAGAUUUUUUUAAGUAACCUUUACUUGCGGCCCAGCCUCACCUAGUUUCUGCAUCCAGUGGCCCCCAGGUAAAUUGAGUUUGAGACCCCUGAUCUAGCUAGAUUACUUGUUGUCGCCUGCGUUCGCUCUCCGAGCCGCGAUCACUUUGCUGCUAGUCAUAUUUGGAGGAUUACAAUCCCAACACUCUUAGUUCCCAACAAGUUGGAGUUCUAGAGUAUUUAUUAGUACCCAGUGCGAAGGUGCAUUUUUGACUUGGCGGAUGUAAACAAAGGGCAGCACGGUGAAAGAGGGGCUUGUGCAUGUGCCUCACAAUACGACGGUCCUGAGUUCAAUCCCGGGCUCGGGGUCUUUCUGUGUGGAGUUUGCAUGUCCUCCCCGUGACUGUGUGGGUUCCCUCCGGGUACUCCGGCUUCCUCCCUCCUCCAAAGACAUGCACCUGGGGAUAGGUUGAUUGGCGACACUAAAUUGGCCGUAGUGUGUAAUUGUGAGUGUGAAUGUUGUUUGUCUAACUGUGUUGGCCCUGCGAUGAGGUGGCGACUUGUCCAAGGUGUACACCGCCUUCAGCCCGAAUGCCGCUGAGAUAGGCUCCAGCACUUCCCGCGACCCCAAAAGGGACAAGCGGUAGAAAAAUGGAUGGAUUAAUGUAAACAAAGGUCACCACACAGGAAGUACUGUAUAUUACCCGAGGGGGCGUGGCCACAGGAUAGAGUUGCCAAAUGGGAAAUGUUUUCUGAGUCCUUUACAUGCAUGUUAAAGAUUGUUACAUGACAUUUGACAUACUACUGUUAUUGAAUGAUCGACAGCCAAGAGGUUGGUUGAUGAGAAUGAAUUUAAAGGUAAAAAAAUUGUGUAGAAAUGCACCCGGUUGCAGGAAAUGUAGUCUUGAAUUUCUAAAUGUUCUAUUGGGGUUUGCAUGGCAGAACUUUGUGUUGACAGGAAUUGUCUUAAUUUUUUUCUCAAAAGUUGCUCACAUUCCUAAUAUUGAAUACGCGGUUUUACAUUUAUUUUUGUUUCACUAAAUACGCAUUAAUCACUUGCAACUUUUAAAAAAACAAACAGUGCAUUUGUAAUAAGAAACAGUUGAAUUAAUUCCUGUUACAUUCACUCAGUGAAAACUGCAGCAGAAGUGCAAUCUCUCAGUAAGAUAGCGGGUCACUGCUGUCAGACAACUUUUAGAUCUGUCUGCAUGACUUUAUUGACUUUACAUAAAUAAUCGAUUAUAUAUGUUUACUAAUUAUAGAUGUUUACUAAUUGGUUUUGCAAUUGCACAUGCCACGAGCUGCGAUGCAUCUAAAAAUCGAUUACUCCCCCGAUCUCUAUAAGCAGCUAAAACAAUCCUGCAUCUUUUAUAAGAGUGCGGCCUAUUUAUGGCUUUUUCUUCGCUAACGGCCAUAAUGUUUAGUAUUCAAUAAAUAGACACUGAAAAGGUGUUUUUGUUUGUGCUACGGCGCCAUCUUUUGUAAAAGUUCGCUCACUGCAGAUGCUGCGGGUUGAACAUGUACGUCCCGUUUGGUGCCUUGAACCGGAAGUAUAAGCGUCAAUGGCGUUUCUGCUCGAAAGGAUUAUUCCUUCAUCACCCUGAGCAACGUUUGCUAGUUUUACAAUACAACUGAUACAAUGCUUACUUACUAAACCGUGCCACGUUUGAUGUCUGCGUCAGUGUUAUCAUGCAUAUUUGUAUGUGCUAGCAUCAUUAGCAGUAGCAAAAAUGCUUUACAAGUGUCCAUCAUCGUAUUGAUUGAUUGAAACUUUUAUUAGUAGAUUGCACAGUUCAGUACAUAUUCUGUACAAUUGACCACUAAAUGGUAACACCCAAUAUUUUUUUCAACUUGUUUAAUACGGGGUCCACGUAAAUCAAAUCAUGGUAUUACCUUACAACGGUAUUCUUUUUGUAUUGUUUGUUUUGCAAAUCCACCGUGGAUUUAUUAAGUCUGGUGGAGAUCUAGCUUCCGCAGCUAAUGGGUCCGUGACGUUGACUUUGUUUUGUUUGAUCAGCCGUUUUACUGCCGUGUUACAGACACCAAUUAAGGUAUGUAAAUUGACUUUUACAAAAUAUUUUGUAACGGUAUAUAUCUGCGGCUUAAGGCCUGGUGCGGCUAAUAUAUCUAACAUAGUUUUCCUCACAUUUGGGGGGUGCGGCUUAAAAUGGUGUGCUCUAUAGCCCAGAAAAUACGGUACUUUUUGAGGAGAUGGAUCCAAUUGUCUCUUAUGAUGCAAACAUGGUAAAAAAAAAAAUCUGCAUUCAGAAAAAUAGCAGUUUUUAGGUGUGAGUGCACCCAAAUGAAGACCUCAGGAUUCCGAUGUUAGCUUUUGAAGUUUCUGGGUCCCCCCUCUAGCAGUCACUCAUAGAACAUCCUCACUAGGCUUUAUCCACGAUUUCUACUUUCCAGGUGUUAUUCUUAAUCCACGUGACGUGAUGUAUGUAUUCCUCCAACAGUUGGACCUCUUUGCACUCAGUAAAAACGGAUGAAGUUGCCCUCUGAAACUUAUUUUAGGUGUUAACUGUUGACCAGUGUGCAGCUGGUGUUGGCAACAUUUUCUACUAUUUUUCAAAGCGUGUUUAUUCAGAAAGAAAUGUGACUGCAUUGAUUAAAAAAAAAAGUGCUUUCCAAAAAUUAAAUAUUUAAAACUGUG